Molecule: messenger RNA, 510 nt
Organism: Adineta ricciae
Lineage: Eukaryota; Metazoa; Rotifera; Eurotatoria; Adinetida; Adinetidae
Source: the annotation of a GenBank genome assembly
AUGGGUGAUUAUCCCAAGGCACUUUCAUCAUAUGAAGAAGCUCUCAAAAUUCAACUACAAUCACUUCCUCCCAAUCAUCCAGAUGUGGCUUCAUCCUACAACAACAUCGGUGCAGCGUAUUCUGACAUGGGUGAUUAUCCCAAGGCACUUUCAUCACAUGAACAAGCUCUCAAAAUUAAACUACAAUCACUUCCUCCCAAUCACCCAGAUGUGGCUUCAUCCUACAACAACAUCGGUAAUGCGUAUCGCAACAUGGGUGAUUAUCCCAAGGCACUUUCAUCAUAUGAACAAGCUCUCAAAAUUAAACUACAAUCACUUCCUCCCAAUCACCCAGAUGUGGCUGGAUCCUACAACAACAUCGGUAAUGCGUAUCGCAACAUGGGUGAUCGCAGGACUGCUUUAUUAUUUUACACAAAUGCGGUUCAAAUCGCUCAAAAAGUGUUACCAUCGACACAUCCUCAUCUGCAAAUGUUUAAAAGAAACUUGGAAAGAGCGAAACAGAAACUAUAA